AUGCUCAUCUCACAAGUACUAUUGGCGCUGGGUGGAGUGAGUUUUGGCUCGGCGCAUUUCAUAGUUCCCAACGAUGACCAGGAUAUGUCCGGUCUCACGGUCAACUCGAUCCCAGCAGCGAAACGAGUCGAGUACAUGCAAAAGGCGAACGAGGCGCUCUUCCGGCAAAGCGGACCUUGCCCCUUUGCCGCAUUUGGAACCAUCAUCGUCAACCACACCAGCGACGAAGUUGUCUGCGAGGGAGCAAAUUUCCGAACUGGCGACCCUACUAUUCACGGAGAGAUCUCAGCCAUCAACGCAUGCACAGCCAAGUUCGCUGAACAGGGCAUGACGCCAACACAGAUCUAUGCCGCAUGGGGAGAGCUAUCAAUCUACACAAACGCUGAGUCGUGUCCGAUGUGCGCGAGUGCAAUUCGAUGGGCGGAAUACGUCUAUGGCACAACGAUUCAGCACAACUACAACGUCGGCUGGGGUGUUAUGACUCUCAGCAGUUACGACGUUUUCCAGCAAUCUCGCCAGCUGCCUGGUUACCAAACGUCCAUGAUCGGACAGAUCCUCACAAACGAGACGGACCUUCUCUUCUCAUGGCAGUACAACGCGAGCGCGCCUUGCCCGAACGAUUGCUUUCGUGUCCCAAGCGCGACUCGAGGCGGAACGACCUGCUCCAAUGUUACUGUCUCUCGAAGGGACUAUGAGGCGCUGUAG
Molecule: messenger RNA, 705 nt
Organism: Colletotrichum costaricense
Lineage: Eukaryota; Fungi; Ascomycota; Sordariomycetes; Glomerellales; Glomerellaceae
Product: cytidine and deoxycytidylate deaminase zinc-binding region
Exons: 8
Coding region: 1-705 (234 amino acids)
Biological process (GO): tRNA wobble adenosine to inosine editing
Cellular component (GO): cytoplasm; nucleus
Molecular function (GO): tRNA-specific adenosine-34 deaminase activity
Source: RefSeq, a predicted model, not a curated record